Molecule: messenger RNA, 7292 nt
Organism: Lates calcarifer (barramundi perch)
Lineage: Eukaryota; Metazoa; Chordata; Actinopteri; Centropomidae
Gene: ache
Product: acetylcholinesterase
Exons: 9
Coding region: 392-2266 (624 amino acids)
Biological process (GO): choline metabolic process; acetylcholine catabolic process
Cellular component (GO): plasma membrane
Molecular function (GO): acetylcholinesterase activity
Source: RefSeq, a predicted model, not a curated record
CGGGUGAAAUCUGGCAUUAGUCUUUCCACUCUAACAGAAGAACCAAGCUCAGGUGUUCUCGCGAGAGGAGCUGUCUGUGCUGUGUUUACAAGCAGUACUUAUUAGCAGCAGUCUCCCCCUGGCGUCACUCCUGACGGCUCGGCUGAGUGAACUGUGGAGAAGACACGCAGCUGCUGGGAGGAGGCUGCACCGACAUUUCGUCUUUGACAGUCGGCAGGACACCUCUCCUUCGGGACGUAUUUUCAUUCGGCCAUAAAACCCAGUUGAGGGUCGUUGUUUGCAGUCUCAACACAGCGAGAUCUGAGGGGAAGCAGAGCAGACCUUGCCCUCCCUGACUGGAGAGGGAAUCACAGCCAUAGUUCUAGCCACACAGACCAUCUUUGCCUCCAUCAUGCAGCCCUUCAUUCUUCUCUUCUCCCCAGUCUUCCUCCUGUCUUUCCUCAUUCCCGUCUGCUCCACCCAGAACGAGGCAGACCUCAUCGUUCAGACACGUGCUGGUCGAGUCCGUGGCAUCCGCCUGCCAGUGCCAGACCGAAGCUAUGUCACUGCUUUCCUGGGUGUCCCCUUUGCUGAGCCACCAGUAGGGAAGCGACGUUUCCGUCGUGCUGAGCCCAAGCGUCCAUGGACAGGGGUGUAUGAGGCCAACACCUACCCCAAUGCCUGCUACCAGUUUGUGGACACAUCGUUCCCUGGCUUCCAGGGCAGUGAGAUGUGGAACCCCAACAGAGAGAUGAGCGAGGACUGCCUGUAUCUCAAUGUGUGGGUGCCCUCGUCACCCAGACCACACAAUCUCACCGUCAUGGUGUGGAUCUACGGCGGAGGUUUCUACAGUGGCUCUUCUUCUUUGGACGUGUAUGAUGGUCGUUACUUAGCUCACAGUGAGACGGUCAUUGUGGUUUCCAUGAACUACCGGAUCGGUGCCUUUGGCUUCCUCGCUCUGCAUGGUUCUUCUGAGGCUCCAGGCAAUGUGGGUUUGCUGGACCAAAGGAUGGCACUGCAGUGGGUACAAGACAAUAUCCAUUUCUUUGGUGGAAACCCCAAACAGGUUACUAUCUUUGGUGAAAGUGCUGGUGGUGCUUCAGUAGGAUUCCACCUCUUGUCUCCAGACAGCCGGCCUACCUUCACCAGGGCCAUCCUCCAGAGUGGGGUCCCCAACUGCCCCUGGGCCUCAGUGAGUCCUGCUGAGGCCCGCAGACGUGCCACAUUGCUGGGGAAACUGGUUGGCUGUAAUGGAGGCAAUGACACAGAGUUAGUGGACUGUCUGCGUGGUAAAACUCCGCAGGAGCUCAUCGACCAGGAGUGGCAAGUGCUGCCGUGGUCAGGACCUGCCAUCUUCAGGUUUUCAUUUGUCCCUGUUGUGGAUGGCGAGGUUCUGCCUGACACUCCUGAAGCCAUGCUCAACUCAGGCAACUUUAAAGAUACUCAGAUUCUCCUCGGGGUCAACCAGGAUGAGGGCUCCUACUUCUUGCUGUAUGGAGCACCAGGCUUCAGCAAGGACAAUGAGAGCCUCAUCUCCAGAGAGGACUUCCUGGAAGGGGUCAAGCUGAGUGUACCACAUGCUAAUGAUAUUGGCCUGGAGGCAGUGGUACUGCAAUAUACUGACUGGAUGGAUGAGAAUAAUGGUGUGAAGAACCGUGAUGCCAUGGACGACAUCGUAGGUGACCACAAUGUCAUCUGCCCACUGGCCCACUUUGCUCGCUCCUACUCCCAGCACAACGCCCUGAAGGCUAACAUGGGAGGAGCUGGCUCUGGUGUCAUGAACAGUGGAGGAAAUCCACAAGGAGGAGUUUACCUCUACCUAUUCGACCAUCGAGCUUCCAACCUGGCUUGGCCGGAGUGGAUGGGUGUGAUCCAUGGCUACGAGAUUGAGUUCGUCUUUGGCCUGCCACUGGAGAAGAGACUCAACUACACUGCAGAGGAGGAGAAACUGAGCAGACGCAUGAUGAAAUACUGGGCCAACUUUGCACGAACUGGAAAUCCCAAUGAUGGGCUGGUGGACAGCAGGAAGCGCUGGCCCCUGUUUACUGUCAGCGAGCAGAAACAUGUUGGACUCAAUACUGAACCACUGAAGAUCCACAAAGGUCUUAGGAACCAGAUGUGUGCUUUCUGGAACCGCUUUCUGCCACGCCUCCUCAAUAUCACUGACAACAUAGAUGAGGCAGAGCGGCAGUGGAAAGUGGAGUUCCACCGCUGGUCCUCCUACAUGAUGCACUGGAAGAGCCAGUUUGACCACUACAGCAAGCAGGAACGCUGCACUGACCUCUGAGAUUCUCAGCAGAGAGAUAAGAGAAUGACAGGGAAGGGGGAGGCAGAAAGAACAAGUCAUGGCCAAUUUCCUCCAUAGCCUCUGAGUGAAGUCUAAUUUCAUUUAUUUAGAUCUUUUAUUUUUAUUGUUUUCCGUUUCACUACACACACAAACACAGGCACUGUGGAUCUUUAUUUAUAUUAUUUAUACUAUUUAUGUAUGUGUUGUUUCUUCUGAAUUUGUGUGUGUCUUAAUGGACAGUAGGGGCUAUGGAGGGAACUUGUCACAGAGGAGUUUUAAAAAUGUAAAAGAUCUGUCAUUACCUCGGGUGUGCGUGCGUGUGUGUGUGUGUGUGUGCGCGUGCGCGCGCAUGUGUGUGUGGCUUGAAAGCCCCUCAGUUUAAUUCAGAUCUCGACAGGCCCAUGACACUGCCCAGCUGGUUUACUGUUGACUCACCUGUCCCGUUAAUUUCCAGCUUUUGUUUGUGGAUUCCUUCUUUCCAACAAAUCAGGGUUUGUUUUUUGGACUCAACAAAACUGUUUAUUUCUGUCUCACAUUUAUGUCAAAGCCCUUUUAUCUUGUUCUUGUUCUGUAGUAUUAGUAUGACCACUAUUCCCAUACCUAUCAUGUUCUGCUUUACUUUGUUUGGGAUAUUUCUAAAGUGUUAAAGCCAAAAGCUGGGUUACAUCCAAAUCUCUUUCGGGUGAAAAGGUCCCAUUGAAACAUUACACUCCCUAAAUUUUCCCCAGUAUUGACAAAAUCACUUCAUACUAGUUUGAUGUAACAUGUAGGUUUAUAAGUUAGGUCUUUCUAUUCCUUAAGUCCUACAAAAUGGUGCCUAAUUCAUAUUACAUUACAAAAUAUCACUUAAAAUCAAAUAGAAACAAGUCAUGUUAAUGUUUAUGGCCUCUCUCAGCUUUGCUUCUAUCAGCAGUUCAGUUCCAUAUAUGCCAGAGAAACCACUAUCUUAUCUGUGUAUUCGCUUAUUGACAGAAAUAGGGUGGAGGGGUGAGCCAACGAGAAACAAACAUGUCUACUGAUAAUGUCAGAAAAUCUCAAAAUAUCAAAUACAAUACCGCCAAAUCCAUCACACAUGCAAGGGGAAGUGACUGAGGGAGUUUAAAAGAUUACGGAAUACACAACAGAACAAUCGGACUAUCAUACAGGAGGGUCAAGUCAGAGCAGUUUCACUUUAAAGAGAGGCAGUAAGUGAAAUUAAUUAUCUCACUUAAAUAAAAACAAUGCCUCUUUUAAGCAGGGCAGCAAAUAAUGGUUGUUUUAAUGAUCAGUUAAACUGCUGAACAUUUUCUCAAUUAAUCAGUUCAUUAUUCUGUCUAUAAAAUAUCAGAAAACAGUCAAGUGUCCAUCAUAAUAUUAUGAAGUACAUGGUGAUGAUGCAAAUGUCUGGUUUUCUUUUACCCAAAAAUAUAACUUUAGUGAAAAGCAGCAAGUGAGAAGUUUAUUUUUUCCUGUAAAAAAAAAUCACUGAAACAAUUACUUAAAUAUUAUUGAAAUAGCUGCCAAUGAAUUUUUAUUCAAUUAACUAAUCAAUUAAUCAGCUAAUGGUUGCAGCUUUUACCUUAAAUCUGCUAAUAUUAGCCAUUCAUUAUAAACUAGUAGUCAUGCCAGACAUAGUAGCACCAAACACCCGAGUGUUGACUAAGGGUGUGGUAUACUGUCAGUGAAUUCAAUUAUUUGGAGACAAAGAUUACUUUAUUUCUGUUUGAAAAGUUACAUGGUCUCUCUUUAAAGCUACCAUACGUAGGAUUUGUGUGUGUCUGUGUGUCUGUGUGUCUGUGUGUCUGUGUGUAUAGACUGGUGCAUGAAUGAGUCCUAAAACCUGGAAGUAAUUUAGCAUUGUAGCACACCUGGUUCCGACUUGUCAUUUAAUUUAGCUCUGACCUCUUCUACAGAAACUUUAGUUGGUCACAGUUUAUUUUCUGUAAUAAUCCAAAACCUAAUGAAACAAUCCCAUUGGCUUUUUGUGGAGGGAACCAGGGUGAUGCUUUGGGGUUUGACUGCAAAAUAUGUCAUCCCUGCAGGACUGUAUUUUCUUUGCUGUGUGUGUGUGUGUGUGUGUGUGUGUGUGUGUGUGUGUGUGUGUGUGUUUGACUGCUUUUCUGUUCACUCUGGUCUUUAUUUCUGUCCUGUCAUUUAUUGUUUUAGUUCUUUUUCUUUUCCUUCCAUCUCCAGUUAAUUCCUCCUCACAUCUCAUCUCUCCCUAUUUCUUUCUUCUCCAUUUUAUUUUACUGCCACCACUUCCUCUACUUCCCCCAUCCCCAAUCCAUCCUCCCAUCUUCUAUUCAUCCUCCAUCUCUUCUGUCCUCCUCUGUUCCCCCUGCAUCUGCUCCUCUCCCUUCAUCACCACUCCCUUUCCAGCCCCUCACCCUGCUUUCUGCCUCUGCUUCGUUCACCUCUUUUAUCUUCCUCUGCAUUCUGGCUAUCAUCUUCAUCUCUAGUCAACCUCCACCCACCCUCCUGUCUCUGCUACUCUCUUCCUUUCAUCCCUCAGCCCCUCCUCUCAUCCUUCUUUUUUCCACUCCUUCCAUCCCUUCUCCUACAUCUCUCUCCUUCCACCUCAUCUUAGUUUUUUCCUCUUCAUCAUCUCUCUCAUUUCUCCCAUUUUCCUCAUCCAUCUCUCAGUGCCUCACUUUUCCCUUUCCGCCCCCUCCCCUUGUGCUGUAUCCCUGCCCCCUGUCCCAUUUCACUCUGUUUCCAUUAGACAAACAAGAAAGCAGGAGGACAGAGUAAUUCACUCAGCAGCAAGAUAAUGUGACAGAGCGCUGAAUCAGCCUCUGGCCUGCCAACCCACAGGACACAAUGGAGAGAUGGAAAAACAUAGAGGAGAAAAAGGAGGAGAGAGAGGGGAGAUGGACAAGGCAUAGGAAGAGGUUGUGAUGUGGUGGAAAGAUGAAAGGAUAUUCAAAGAAAUAGAUUAUUACAUAACCCUUGUCCAUACAAAGCUGUGUGAGCUGCAGCACUCACUGUGGCACUAAUACACAGAAGAUUCAAUGUAAUAAAGAUUUCAGUUCACUUCAUGGUUUGACAGUGAAAGCUUUGAUUUAUCAACAAUCAAUUAGAGUUGCAAAUAGAAAACUAGAAAAUGCUGAAGAAAUUUGCCUUUUACUUUAGCCAUGCUUUGGGCUGAUACCGAUUACUACAGAUUCCUCAAAGUCCUAAAAGGUCAUAGUUUACGUGCAUGUCCUGUGUGUUCUGGAUAAUUACUUAGUGCAUACAUGAUCUAUACAAGAUAACUGACUUCACAAUUUCUUAUUUUGUUCACAUAAGAUCCAUAUUUUAUAUGCUUCAGUUACUAUCUUCUGAGAAGAAGAUGAUAUACUUUAUAAAUUAUUGGACCAGUUCACAGUAUAGAUCUUGUGCACACAAAAUUGACUGCACACACCACCUUGUUCACAUAAGAUCCAUAUGUUUUAGGCACAUGUUGUGAGAAGAGGAUAUUCCCCUUUAUAGGUUUUCUUGUUUGCACAACAUACAUAUUGAAUGUUGCUUGCACAAGUAUCUUGUGGGAACAUGCUAUAAGUUACUAUAUUGUGUGCACAGGAUCCAUAUACUUCACAAGAUUUGUUUUGGGAACAAGAUAUUUUACUUAAUUAUCUUGUCUGUAUAAGAUCUGUGUAGUUUUUACACAAGUUAUUACCUUGUGGAUACAAGAUAUUUUACCAAACAAGUUAUUAUCCUGAACAAGAUAAUAACUUGAGUAUGAAAUAUCAAUAUACAUGUAUUGUUUACACAGGUUGUUGUCUUUGGAAACAAGACAAUUCACUGCACAAGUUAUUUGUGCAACAUCAAUAUGUUUUACACACAAUUCAUUAUGUGCAGAAUUUUCACUGCAGGUUAUUAUUUAGUGUGCAUAAGAUGUGAAUAAUCUGCUCACUCUGGAACUCGUGGACAAGAUCAGUGUGUUUUGACACGUUAUUCUGUUGUGGAUUUUUCAUGUGUAAUGAAAAUCCAUGUGCUGUGUGCAAGUUUCUUAUGAUAGCAAAAUUCACAUGGUGUGAGCACUAACCAAUACUUAAUAAUAAAUACAACUUUUGCUUUCAAGCUGUCAUAGUGUAUUGACAAUGAACAAAAAUGGAAUCUUUGAGGACUUUGGGAGUUCUUUAGGAAACAUUUACAUUUUGAUAUGCUGAAUGGGACCUUUGACUUUUACUGCCUUUUUCUUGUCUCUGUCUACCACCCUUAACACCACUAUGUUUGUGUGUGUGUGUGUGUGUGUGUGUGUGUGUGGUGUGUGUGUGUGUGUGUAAUGUGAUUACUGUACCUGUCUCUCAAACUCUGCUGUUUUUAUUGGAACACUGGGAGGGACCUGAGUCAACUCUGAUUGGCUGAUAACUGUCUUAGCAAAGUGUCUCUGUUGGCAUGUGAAGCUCCUAUUUAUGGGUUGGAGUAUUGUAGUCUAGCUUUAAAAAGAAUCAAAUAUAAAUAAAGGAUUGUACCUGAUGUUUAAAAAAAAACAGUGAAGAAUGCAUGUGUGACAGUCUGUAUGAGUGACAGCUCCUCAAGCUCCUCUCAUCCAAUGGGAGACCCUGCUUAAGCUCCACCUCCCUCUUGCCCUCCCAUCAAAUCCUUGUGCAUGUCCUGAAGUUGACCCUGUCCCAGUAUAUCCUGCCAAACGUGGACUGUUAUUUUCUGUAAAAUUUGUACUUUUGAACAAAACUAUUAUCAAAGUAAUUAAUAUAUCUUUAAUGUUAGUUACGUUUGAUGUUAGCAAUAACGUAAAUACAUCAGUAAAGGGAUAUAUUUGAUAUUUAAAUACAGUGAAAAUACAACAUUGUAAAACAACUAUGAUAAUGGAUAGAGGUUGUGUUUUGAAAGCAAUACUAUUCAGAGUAUAAAAUGAGUGCCAUAAAUAUUUUUUUCUGUUUGUUUAACUUUGUUUCAGUCCUCUGCCUCAUUGUUGUUGGUCCAGUCACUAGUACUAUAAGUGUUGAAGGCUUCUGUAGCUUCUCAGAUGUCUCUGUGUAUCCUGAAUGCUGACUUGGUUAAGCUAUAGCAACAGAAAUAAAGACAGCCUGCUGCUUCUGUC